CCGCCCCAUCUCAGCGCUGCCCUCGUCGACGGCGACACCACCACGCACACCCCGCCCGCCACACUCCACCGCUGCUGCUCUCUUCUCCCCCGUUCCGCAGCUCCCGUCCUCAGAGGCUGCUCCUCGACUCGCCGCUCAGAUCACCAACGAAAUUUCCCACCAUUCCAGCCUGCCUCCAGAUGAUAUAAACCGCCUCGCAACACGAACGCCACUUGUUGACCACACGAAGAACGCAGAGAGUGACCCAGCCGGCCGUCAAUGGACUCUUCUUCGGCUUCGUCGCCCUUCUCCACCAGGUCGACGUUAGAAUCCAGCCCGGAAGCCCAGGGUGCCAACGGGGGCCACGGGGGAAAGGCCUCAGGGAACGGGCUGGUGAGCAUGAUCAUGGGAGGCAUCAAUGGCUCAUUCCCUCAGCAUGCCCAGCAGCAGCAAUCUCCAUACAAUUACCAGCAAGAUAUCAAACCCUUUCAACAGCAAUACCAGAAUCACCAACAACACCAGUCUUUUCCAGUCCAACAAGACGUGAAACCUUUUGCUCAGAACCCACCCAUCCAUGGGCAGGGGCAGAUCCCAGCUCCCAUCAUGUCCUCUUCCCGCCUCUCAGAGCGUAUCAACGCGAUCAAGUCGCCCGCAGAGAGCACUAGUGGCAUGUCACAGAAUGCACCCACCCCCGCUGGGUCGUCGAAUCACGGUGGCUCACGCGCAGAGGCACCAAAGAGAAAGCACGAGCUGGAGGGGACGAAGGUGGUGGCGCCUUCGCUAGAUGAAGUCUCUCAGGGAAGCAAUGGACUUAAUCAAAUACUUCUCCAAGGCGACCCACAAACCGCAGACAAGUCUCGAGUGGAGACUGCUAUCCGAAUCAUCAUCGAUCUCCUCCGUUUCGCCCCUCUCCACACUUCGCCCUCUCCGCCCAUCUCCCUCCAUCCAGUGCUACCCCUGGGACCCAAUGGCGAGCCGCUGUACACCUUUGAGCGGAUCGCAACGUUCCAUGGCCUGAGGCUGCAAGCGGGCACCACCACCAAAACCUCGUCUAAAAAGCAGCUCCAAGCGAUCGGGCACAUUCCGAAAGAAAAGCUCGCCUAUCUCGAGACGGCCGUCUACAUGAGUGGAGAAGGGGACGGGCAUGGAAAGCGGAUCUACGUCUGCAAGAGAUGUCGGAAUCGUGAAGCUAGACGGCGCGAGGCAAAAGAUCGAAAUCGCAAACGCGCCCAACCAGCUACCUCCGACUCGGACUCUUCCCCUCAUCCUCGGCUCCCUCGUCAAUCACUCGUUCCACCUUCGAUCGACUUUGUGACGUCGGAAAACCCCGAUGAUUACGAUCCGAAACGUGCAGGUCAGGUUGUGGAAGAACCCUCAUGGGAUCCCGAUGUUCCUGAUUGGAGACAUGAGAUCGUCCUGUUCAACACACCGUCGGAGGUCAAGAUGGAGGAUGGGAGCUGCAAUUGGCUGCCGUUCAGGGUCGUCUGCUAUGGAAAGUGCCACGGGGAAAAAGUUGGGUUCAAGAUCAAAUUCACGAUGCGAACGCAUGAUGGGAGGAUUAUCGCGAGCGCGUUUACGAAACCCAUCCGCAUCACAGACGAUCACAAAACCGAUACCAGCAAACCGAAAGCGACCAAGCCACUGACGAACGCUGUCGAUGGGCCUGCCCAGGCGCCUGUCCCGCGGCGAAAGGCCCGACCCAGUGUUGCUGGCAGUACAGCCAGCGUGCCGGCGUCUGUCUCUAGGCAGCAGAGCCCCACGCCGAGUGAGAGCGAGAGCGUGCAGAGUUUCCAGAGUUUGAGCGAGGCGGGCGCAGUGAUGCAGAAACAGACGCCCAGCGCGAGGACGAAACCCUACGAGAGACCGCAGCCCCAAGGCCAGGCCCAGGCCCCGCAACAAGCACCCUCGCCAGUGAGCUACAUCACCAACCAGAUGGCGGGGCUGCCCUCUGCCAACUUUCACACGACCCUGGGGCAGCUGACGCCAGGCAACCCUGAGGGUAUCCAGCACACCCAUCAGAUGCGUUCGUCGACCUCGCCUCAGCGGGCGUUGCCUACCGAUCUGGACAUGUCGCAGUUCAUCAAUACUGUGUCGCCGCAUCAGCUCCGAGGGCCUCAAUUCACUCAGCAGAUGCCAGGGAACAACUUUAAUGUCCAUCGGUCGAGUGCGUCAAGUGUGGCGAGCUCGACUGGGGCAAGUCCACGGACCAACUUCCAGGGCUUGGGCGAAGACAUGUUGAGCAACAACAACAUGUUCAACCACAAUCUCUUUGACUCUAUGCGAAUGGGAGGCAACCAACAGCCAAACGGUGUGCCGGGGCAAGACGUAAACGGCCCCAUGCUCUACCCUGGUCACGAAACAGACCUCGCCAACCUCAUGUCUUCCAACUUUUCCCAUCUCCUCUCCAGCACUGCCGUCGACUCCUCUCGCAAUUCUUCGAUAGCGGGCAGUAUCGACAAUGAUGGCGCGUCGUCUUCGGCGGCGUCUGCUUGGUCGGGCUGGGACGAUCGGUCGUCGGUGUUUAGUAAUUCUGGGCUGCCGCCUGGGUCGACGGUGGUAGAUGACUUUGAAGGGCUGGGCGUUGGCAUGAGCGCGGGUAGUAUGGGAGCUAUGGGUAAUGGGGGUGCUGCGGAAGGGGAGGAUAUGGAAAAGUAUCUCGAUUACCCGACGGAACAGCAAGGGAUGGGACAGAGUGGUGGGCUCGGAAGCCCGGCGCGAGGUGUCAACUUCCCUGGCUUGCCGUUCGACAACCUCCAAAGCCAAUAUCAGCACCAGCCCAGCCUCUUCCCGUCUCCUGCCGCUCAACCUCAGGCGCCGACACCCCCACAGCCCACCAUCACCGACGUCAUUCCCGAGCAGGGUCCCAUGGCGGGCGGUCCGAUGAUUGCUGUCGGAGGCACAGAUUUCCAGCCGGGGAUGGUUGUCCUCUUUGGUCAGCGAGCUGCUGUGACAGUGUUCCAGAGCUCGGGGUUCAUGAAGUGCAAGCUUCCGCCAAGUCCGUAUGCCGAAGUUGUGGAUGUGACGAUACAGGGUGUUGGAUCGGGAACGGGAGCUCAGGAUCGAAAGACAAAGUUUGCCUACCAAGACAUGGAGAAGGACGCGAUGAAGCUUGUCCUUGCUAUUCAGAGCCAGUAUCAGGGUUCUUCUGCCAACACUACCCAACGUCUUCAUCAACUUCCAGGUCAGAACAAUGGCCAUUGGUCCUCCAACGGUGGUCCCUCCUCCUCGGGUUCGCCCCAGGGCCCGUCGCCCGGUGGCAACACCAUGAACGAGGCUACCAAUGUCACCGCCGCCUUCUUCCCAGAUGUUGAAGAAGAAGACGAAGACACAGACUCGCAGACUUCUUCAGUGGACUCCAAGUCUACUGAUAGCAUGUCUUCGGAUCUGCAGUCGACACUCAUCACCUUCCUUGCGUCCAUCGACUCUCAUGCGCCUGGAUCUCUGCGAGCAAGCGGAGCUAUCAACUGCAGAAACGAAUACGAUCAGACCCUGCUCCACAUCGCUGUCGUUCUCGGAUUCUCCCGUCUCGUUCGACGCCUCAUCCUUGGCGGUGCCGAGAUCGACUCGCAGGAUGAUAACGGAUAUACGCCUCUGGCGUUUGCUGCUCUGUGUGGCAAGUGUACGUGUGCGAGGGUACUGAUUGAGGCCGGUGCUUGUUACGAUCGAGCGACAAACUAUGGAGAGAUGCCGCUUGACUUGGCCAAGGUGGGAGAGCAUGGAAAGGUGGAGAGGCUUUUGCUUUCGGCUGUCUGGUCGACGGUGACAGACCCUGCCGUCCCUACUCCAGCUGCUGCUGCCCCGGUGAUGACGGGCAAGAAGCAGGCAAAGCAAGGAGAGUCACCAAUAUCUGUGGCCAUCAGCUUGGCAAGCUCUAUCGACGACGACAACCCUUCUUCAGGCUCAGAAGCAGAGGUUGAUCUCGCCGAGAUCACGCUUUCUGUGCCCAGCACUCGUCGAAAGUCCAAGUCUCGCAAGUCUACAUCCGACGGCAAGGGUAUGAAGAGUACCAAGAAGACGACAGCUGCCAAGCGCGGAGAUUCCAUGUCUGCGAUUGGUGCUGACGGUGUGGAGGCAGAUCAACCUCCUCCUUACGCGCCUCCCACCGACCAUUCCCGUGUCCAGCCUCCUGCUGAUGAUGAUCACGCAAGCGGAUGGAUCAAGACCCUCUCCAACCUCCCUCAUCUCCCUCAUCUUCCUCAUAUCAACCAGAUUCCCAACGGUGUAUGGGAACACUUCCCUUCGCGUCCUUCAUUCUUGGGCUUUGACAAGACGCCUGCCGAGUCUUCUGAGGGCCAGCACGGAGGCUGGAUUGCUUUCCCUGCUCCUUCUUGGGACACCAUUCAGCGCAUGGCCAGUCCUGAUGAGGUCAAGCUCUUUACCCAAGCCAUGGCUGCCGCCGCUCUCAAUGCUGUGGUGCAGACGGGCGUUGCUACCCCGCCUUCAAAGAGCUCUCGCCGACGUGACGUGCGAAAGACUUUGUCUCCCCUUGGGCUGGACAGUGAUGGUGUGGAUGGCCAGGUGAAACGUGGAAGUGGAAACGAAGACGGGGAGCCGUUGAAGAGCAGUAGUAGGGGCAGGAGAAGAAGGUAUUCGAAUGGAGCCUCGGGGAGUGGGACAGGCAGUGGUGGAACCAAGAUCGCAACAAGGAAGUCUGAGAAAAAGGAGAACGUGGUUAGCCAAGUCAAGAGCGAUCGAAUGCUCUACUUGUUCUGGCUUCCUAUCCUUUUGUUUGUCGGCUUCUGGCUCCUCGUCUCCGCCUUGCCUAUCGCCACCGGGUUCGGGCUUAUUUACGCUAGGAAGAUUACUCGGGCGAUCAAGCAGAGGAUGUGAUCACUUUUUGUUUCUGUUUCUUUGAGUAUUCUUAGCAUUUUUAUUGUACCAGAGGUUCAAACUAUAUUAUAGAGAGAAAAGAGAGUCUUUGAUCUUGUUCGUUCUCGUUAUUUUUUUUAUGUUAAUAGCUGGCUGGGGGGCGUGUACGGUAGUAGAGAUAUGCGGAUAUAUAUCCAUGCACGAGUGAUAUACAUCACGUAUUCCAUGA
Messenger RNA from Cryptococcus amylolentus CBS 6039, 5017 nucleotides. RefSeq lists its product as hypothetical. Lineage: Eukaryota; Fungi; Basidiomycota; Tremellomycetes; Tremellales; Cryptococcaceae. The transcript has 6 exons. Gene Ontology annotation, cellular component: nucleus. Gene Ontology annotation, molecular function: double-stranded DNA binding; protein binding; transcription coregulator activity. Bases 259 to 4809 code for a protein of 1516 amino acids. Gene Ontology annotation, biological process: regulation of transcription by RNA polymerase II. The record is from RefSeq and is a predicted model, not a curated record.